This is a messenger RNA of Astyanax mexicanus (Mexican tetra), 9129 nucleotides long. Its product is annotated as rab GTPase-activating protein 1. The record is from RefSeq and is a predicted model, not a curated record. The transcript is spliced from 27 exons. NCBI's taxonomy places the organism in Eukaryota, Metazoa, Chordata, Actinopteri, Characiformes, Acestrorhamphidae. The coding region runs from base 160 to 3354 and encodes 1064 amino acids.
CUUGCUGUUGGUGUUUACGGCAGGCAGUUCUGCUGCUAAUGCUGGGCGAUGUUGUGUCAAAUCUCUGUGGAAUUAAAAUAAAACAGCCUCUCCCGCGGAAACAGGUGAUUUAGCUCAUUAAACCCCAUUCAUGAGUGCGUCGGGCUCCGUUUAGCAGUCAUGGAUGACAUGGCCUCCGUGGGGAAAAUUAGUGCCUCCUCCGAUUCGGUUUCCACCCUGAACAGCGAGGACUUUGUCCUGGUGUCCCGCCUCGGGGACGACACCCCCUCCACUAAUAACGGCAGUGACGAUGAAAAGACAGGCCUGAAGGUGAUUUCUGAGGAAGGGGUCAGCUUUAAGAUUGUGGGGAACGGCAGUGAACAGCAGUUGCAGAGGGAGCUGGAGGAUGUGCUUAUGGACCCGUCGGUGGCCGAGGUGAAUCCUGAUCCGCACCAUGUCUGCGGCGGAGAGAAGAGUUACCCCACCACUGCUGCUCCACCACAGCCCGGCUCAGCACCACCCAAACUGGAGAUGGUGCUGCCGGUUCAGGGAGCGCAGGAGGAUGAGGAGUGUGUGUCGAGCCCGGGAACCCCUGUUCCAGAUGAGGACAGCGUGGUGUUCAGUAAGCUGACGUAUCUGGGCUGUGCGUCGGUGAACGCCCCCCGCAGUGAGGUGGAGGCUCUCCGUAUGAUGAGCAUCCUGCGCAGCCAGUGCCAAAUGCCUCUCGAUGUCACGCUCUCCGUACCUGGAGUCUCCGAGGGAACCGUCAGACUGCUGGACCCUCAGAGCAGCACAGAAAUAUCAAACUAUCCCAUCUAUAAAAUCCUGUUUUGUGUUCGUGGUCAUGAUGGGACACCAGAGAGUGACUGUUUUGCCUUCACCGAGAGCCACUACAAUGCUGAGAUCUUCCGCAUCCACGUCUUCCGCUGCGAGAUCCAAGAAGCGGUCAGCAGAAUUCUUUACAGCUUCGCCACAGCCUUCAGACGCUCAGCCAAUAAGGCGCCGCUCCUGACGCAGCCGCCACUCACGCCGGACAGUGAUGUCUUCACCUUCACCGUCAGCCUGGAGAUCAAAGAGGAUGAUGGGAAGGGAACCUUCAGUGUCGUGUCGAAGGAUAAGGACAGGCAGAGCUUCAAGCUUCGUCCAGGGAUGGACAAGAAGAUAGUUAUCUACGUCCAGCAGGCGUCCAACAAGGAGCUGGCCAUUGAGAGGUGUUUUGGUCUGCUGUUAAGUCCAGGGAAGAACGUGAGGAACAGUGAUAUGCACCUGCUCGACCUGGAGUCAAUGGGAAAGAGUUCAGAUGGUAAAUCUUACAUCAUCACAGGGAGCUGGAAUCCCAACACGCCUCAGUUUCAGGCUGUUAAUGAGGAAACACCCAAAGAUAAGUUUAUGUACAUGACGACGGCGGUGGAUCUGGUCAUAACGGAGGUGGAGGAGCCGGUACGGUUCCUGUUGGAAACUCGUGUUCGAGUGUGUUCUCCCACCGACCGGCUCUUCUGGCCGUUCAGCAAACGCAGCUACACUGAGACCUUCUACUUAAAACUGAGACAGUUGGAGAGGAAGAGUAACACGGAUACACUGUACGAGGUGGCGAGUCUGGAGAGUGAGACGGAGAGGGAGAGGAAGAAAACCACCGCCAGCCCCGGCAUCCUGUCCUCCACAUCACACAGCUCUAUGGUGCCCUCACCUCCUGAAGAUGAUGAGGAGGAAGAUAAUGACGAGCCGUUGCUGAGCGGUUCAGGAGACGUUUCUAAAGAGUGCGCAGAGAAGAUUCUGGAGACGUGGGGAGACUUGCUGUCCAAAUGGCACAUGAACCUGGCGGUUCGGCCCAAGCAGCUGCCGGCGCUCGUUCGCAGCGGCGUCCCAGAAGCCCUCAGAGGUGAGGUGUGGCAGCUUCUGGCCGGCUGCCACAACAACGAUCAUCAGGUGGAGGAGUACCGCACCCUCAUUACAAAGGAGUCUCCUCAGGACAGCGCCAUCACUCGAGACAUUAACCGCACAUUUCCAGCACAUGACUAUUUUAAGGACACGGGAGGAGACGGUCAGGACUCACUGUAUAAAAUCUGUAAGGCGUACUCUGUUUAUGAUGAAGAGAUCGGAUACUGUCAGGGACAGUCCUUCCUGGCUGCUGUUCUGCUGCUACAUAUGCCGGAGGAGCAGGCGUUCAGCGUUCUGGUGAAAAUCAUGUUCGACUAUGGUCUCAGGGAGCUCUUCAAACAGAACUUUGAAGAUUUGCACUGCAAGUUCUUUCAACUGGAGAGACUCAUGCAGGAAUACAUUCCAGACCUGUACUCUCACUUCUUAAGCAUAGGGUUAGAAGCGCACAUGUACGCCUCCCAGUGGUUCCUCACGCUCUUCACAGCCAAGUUUCCUCUCUACAUGGUUUUUCACAUCAUCGACCUGCUGCUGUGUGAGGGCAUCAGUGUCAUCUUUAAUGUGGCUCUGGCGUUACUGAAGACUUCUAAGGAUGACCUGCUGCAGUCGGAUUUUGAGGGGGCUCUGAAGUUCUUCCGUGUGCCCGUGCCCAAACGGUACCGCUCUGAAGAGAACGCCAAGAAGCUCAUGGAGCUCGCCUGUAGCAUGAAGAUCAGCCAGAAGAAGCUGAAGAAGUAUGAGAAAGAGUACCAUACGAUGCGAGAGCAACAGGAACAGCAGGAGGCCCCCAUUGAGAGAUAUGAGAGAGAAAACAGGCGUCUGCAGGAGGCCAACAUGCGUCUGGAGCAGGAGAACGAUGAUCUGGCUCAUGAGCUGGUCAGCAGUAAGAUCUCUCUGAGGAAAGAUCUGGACAAUGCAGAGGAAAAAUCAGAUGCUUUAAACAAAGAGCUCCUGAUCACUAAACAGAAGCUGGUCGAUUCUGAGGAUGAGAAGAGGCGGCUGGAAGAGGAAUCUGCUCAGCUGAAGGAGAUGUGUCGGCGAGAGCUGGACAAAUCAGAGUCUGAGAUAAAAAAGAACGGCUCCAUCAUCGGAGAAUACAAACAGAUUUGCUCUCAGCUGAGCGAACGGCUUGAGAAGCAGCAGACGGCCAACAAAGGAGAGCUGGAGAAGAUCAGGCUGAAGGUGGAGGGGUGUGAGAAGUGCAGCGGUCUCUUCAGUAAGGAGGGGCGUCUGAAGGCGGUGAGCGUUCAGAAGGAGGGCAGUGAGGUGGAGGAGGCGGAUGAGGAGAAGGAGGCUCUGCAGGCUCAGCUCAGAGAGAUGGAGCUGGAGCUCGCCCAGACCAAACUACAGCUGGUGGAGGCAGAGUGCAAAAUACAGGAUCUGGAGCAUCACCUGGGUUUGGCGCUGAAUGAGGUUCAGGCGGCCAAGAAGACCUGGUUCAACCGCACUUUAAGCUCCAUUAAAACGGUGACGGGAGCUCAGGGCAAGGAGACCACCUGAACUCAGCAGCCCAUCACUUCCUCCUUUUAUCAUUCUAUUCUUUCCUCCUCUCUCUCUCUCGUUUCCAUUCACUCCAUCUAACUUCCCUUACCUCUCUCUAUCUAUUUCUGUCUCUCUAAAGGUCGGUGCUGAUAACCCUGCACUGCUCCUCCACACCGAACCACAGUUUUCUGUUUUCUCAGUUUUCCCUCUUUUAUUUCCCUCUUUUUGUACAAAAAAUGAAAAUUAACCAUAAAAAAAGUUUACUAGCCCCCAAAACAAAACAGAUGUACUUAUUAUACACACACAUAAAGCGAGCGGAGGCUUUAUCGCUAGUCUUUAUACUACUGAUAGUUUAACAGAAAAAGGGGCGGGGCUGUCUGGACUGAACUCAACUGAACUGUCUUCUUCUUGUUAUAAUUAUAAAUAUUAUUAUUAAUAUUAAUAUAAAAAAACAACCACAACACUCCAGCUCUACUGUUCUACUCCAGUUCUACUACUCUCCACUUCAACCCGGCAGAGGUACGAAGAACUAACAGCUUUCCUCUUCCUCUUCUUAUUUUGGACAAAAAGAAACUAAAAAAAGCUUUUCUAAUUUCCUUUGGUUGAUGAAGACUUUCAUUUGUACAAAAAAUACAACGGAAUGAGUUUGCAGUUGUGAGCUGAAGAGAUUUGUGUAGUCGUGUAAAAGGCUGUGAUAGUCUGCUUUUAGUGUACGAGUGUGUGUGUGUGUGUGUGUGUGUGUGUGAAUAUGGAUGCUUGUGCGUUUGAGUACUUUGAGAGUAUGUUGAGCGCACUAAAUGAGUUAGAUUAGUGCCGUUGACUGAGAGUGGCCAAGAAUGCUGAUUAAUGCUGAUUAAUGCUGAUUUAAUGACAAUUAAUGGUGAUUUAAUGGUGAUUAAUAACUGACGAUGGCUUGAUUCGUAGCUUGAAUCGAAAGGCCUCAGCAUACUUCGUGCGAAACGAUUUUCACAAGCGUUAGAGCUCACGUUUUUGAGCUACACACAUCCGACCAAUCACAGGCACCGUCACGUAGAGUCAUCUAAAAGAGGGGAAUAUGAUGAUAUAUGACAAUAUAUAUAAUCGUAUCACGAUCAAUUUGCGCAUUAUAUCUACACUAAACUUUGUUUAAGCAUAUCAUAUAUAUGGCGUCAUAUAUGGCCCAACUUUGUGUUUAAUUACAAAGAGCAUAAUUAGUCCAGUUUAAUUAUUGAAUAAUUUAAUUGAUUAGUUAAUUGCAGUACAUUUUUGGAUUAUAUGUUUGUAGUCUUGCCCAAGGACUCCUAUUGGUGUAGCACAGCAUUCAGUCACCCUGAUUGGGAAUUGAACCGUAGUCUUCCACAUGUUGUGAUUGCCCACUGGCAGUGGGUGGUGUUAUCCACUGUGCUACACCAACCGUGUAUCACUCUUAAUAUUGAAAAAAAAUAUAUAAUUAUAUUUUUGGUACCACGUUAAAAGCACUACUCUCCUUUAUGAGGGUUUAUGAAUAGUUUAUUAAUAGUUGUUAAACAAGUUGUGAAUAAUUGUUGAUAAUAAAAAAAAACAUUAAUAAACAGUUAAUAAACAACACAUAUAUAAAGAGGGCAGCAAUGACCUGAUUUUACUUUAAUUUAUACUGUAAAACACUGACACAAACAUCUAAAAAAAAAAGCAUUAAAUGAAUAAAAUUAAUAACAAGUAUUUAUAUUUAUGCGGACUAAUAGAAAAUACAAAAAGACUUUUUUUGUUUUGCCUUUUUUAUUUAUGUGUUGUAACUGCUUAUUAAAUGUUAAUGCAUUUACAACCUUAACUUCUUUAAAAAGCUAUAUUAUUUUAAAAUGGUACCAUAUAACAGCUCUGGAAAACAAUAAAAAAAACAUAAGAGAUCACUUAAAAAUGAGGAGUUUCUCCCUUAAGCAGCUUAAAGUUAUCCAAAAGCAGUGUGUAAGACUGGUGGAGAAAAAACUGCAUGAAAAACUGUGAUUAAAAACCAGGGUUAUUCCACCAAAUAUUGAUUUCUGAACUCUUAAAACUUUAUGAAUAUGAACUUGUUUUCUUUGCAUUAUUUGAGGUCUGAAAGCUCUAAAUGACAAUAUUUUUAUUUGGAAUUUGGGAGAAAUAUUGUCUGUAGUUUAUAGAAUAAAACAACAAUGAUCAUUUUACUCAAACAUUAACCUAUAAAUAGCAAAAUCAGAGAAACUGAUUCAUUUGUUGAACGAAACCAAUUGAACGUCGUUUCUGCAGGAAGUAUGCUGAGGUCUGAAGUGUGGGAGAUAGACAGGACACAGCAAAGUAGCACAUUUUGUACAGUGUGAACGCCUUUUCUUCUGCACACCACUAGAGGACGCCUUUCCGGGGGUAGCGGGACAUGUUGGGGGGGGUGGUGGUUUAGGUAGGGGGUGGGACAGGGGGACAGGCCUAGAAUGAACCAAAGGAUUGAAAGGUGGGGAUUGAAGCACUAGGCCUUUAUAUGUCCCUAAAUUAUUCAAUAUUUACUUAUACAGUGACUGACAUCUUCACUUUUAAGGAAAAUAAAAACAUUUUUCAACCCAAAAAUUAUACCCAUGAGGCAUGUCAUCACCGUCCAAUAAAAAAAAAACGUCUCUCCAUUUUUGUUGAUUUUUAGUUUUUUUUUUCUUUUUUCUUGCAAGUUACAACGUUUUUAAAAAUCGACAAAAAUGGAGAUACUUGUUUUUUAAUUGGAUAAUGACUAUACGUAUUAUAUGCACUAUAUUAAUUAUAUAGAAGAGCUGUCCACAAACAUAUGGGCAUAUAUCAUCGCUGUCCAAUGAAAAACAUGCAUCUCCAAAACAGCAACUUUACAGAAGAGAGAAAAAACCUUCUAAACUUUUAAUGGAAGUCAAUUUUAAAGAGUUUAUUUCAGGUCAUUUUGAAGAGUUUCUAUUGGUCCAUUCAUGAAGAAAUUUUGGUGCAGUGUAAGGGACAGUUUGUCUGUUUAAAUUAUGUAUUAAACAAAAUAUCGACAAAAAAUGGAGAUAAAUGUUAUAAUUAAUACAGUAAUAUAAUUAAUGUGGUGAUUUAAUUAAUGCAUAUACUGGUUCCACUUUACAUAAUGUAUACAUUAAUUAUCAGUACUUACAAAUGUCUUAAUUAAUAAUUAAUUGACACUAAUUAAGACUUUAUUAGUGAUUAUAUUACAAAUGAAUUACUCAAUUCAUUGUUAUUUACAACUUUCUUAAGCAUUCACAUUUAGUAAAGUUGGUACCACUUUCAUAAAUAUCUAUAAUAAAAAAUAAAGGCGUUUAUUAAUGUUAAUAACUAUGUUGUACACACUUUAUAAACCAUUAAUAAGCAGUUACAACACAUAAAAACACAGGACAGUGAACAGUGGCCUGUUUGCAAAAUAAAGAUUCCAUGUUAAUUUAAAUUGUUAAACCUUAUAUUUUUCUGGAUGAUUAUUUUACUUUGUCUUUUCCUUUAGUCAGAAUUCACAUAUCUGUCAAUAACAUAUCUGCUAUUAAAUUUAACUACCCACAUUAAUAAUCUAUCAAAUAAUCAUAACAUAUUAUUGUAUGUAUAUUAAAAUAACAUUAAAAAACUAAACUUUCUUUGACUUUAUUAUUUUAUUAGAUAUGUUAAUACUGACGAUAAGAAAAUACAAAGUAGGAUAAGUUUUAUGUGUUAUAAAUACUUAUUAAUGGUUUAUAAUGUAUUUACAACCUAAUUAUUAGCAUUAAUAAACUCAUAAACCUUGUAGACUAUUUUUUAAACCCUUUAUAAAGGAGCCUUAUUUUAAAGUGGUGCCGUAAAGUUUAAUAAUGGCAUAAUAACGUCAAUUUAUAAUUAGUUGAGAGACAUUACUACUGUUAGUACUGUAAAAACUGCUAACUGUGACUCUAUAAUGCUGUAUAAAGCAGAUAAACAUGAACUAAUCGGCACUAUACCUAAUCCUAGGAUGCCAGAGAUGGGCUGGGGGGUGUAUAGCCCCCCCUCCAGUUCUGUGUCUUUGGGAUUAUAGGUGGAGCUCCAAUAACCGAAUAGUUUUGAGGUGAGUUAGGGAGUUCUGACAUCACUAAUAUAUAUCUGUGGAUGUAUGCAAUCAAAUCUAAUCCUCAUAUCCAUGCUCAAUAAAAAAAAUAUAUAUCAUAAGAUCUCCCCUGACAGUAGAAACAAGCAAUGAAUGAAUAAUUAUGUAUAUUUACAUAUUUAUUUAUUUUACUAAAUAUAAUGGUUGAAAAAUGCUUUACCCCAUUUCCUUAAAGGCAUAAUAAUUAAUAAUAGUCAAUAAUCCACACAGAAAUGCUAAUGUCGUUAACGUCUAACAUGGAUGAAGGGACCAAUUAGCAUAUUAGCAUAGCUAUGUAGUGGCUUCAUUCACAGUUAGCAGCAUUAGCAUUUUAGCACAUAUUACUUUAACUUAAACCAGUCUGAAAACCGCUAAAUACUAAAGCAAAGCACUUAUUUAACCUGUCUGUGAGCUCAUCUCCCCGUACACUACACUACAAUCUAGUGAAAGAACACACACACACACACACAUAUAUAUAUAUAUAUAUAUAUAUAUAUAUAUAUAUAUAUAUAUAUAUAUACAUGCACUCAAACACACACACACACACCGUCUGGGAAACGGUGAGCGCAGUGCAUGGUUGUCAGAGAUGACAGGGCUGCACAAUACUAGCAAAAUAUAUUAUUAUAUAUAUAAAUAAUGAUGUGGUUUAAACUCUGGUCACUGUCCAUUUGAUCAUAUCUACUGAUCAUAUAGGAAAUGUUACAGUUCUAUAAUUUAUAUUACUAUACAUUUCAGUAAUAUAAAAUGUGUUGUGUAGCCCCAAUUACUGACAACCUUUGACUAUGUAUAUAUGCAUAUACAGCUCUGGAAUAAAACAAAUAAGAGAGAAUUUAAAAUUGAUGAGUUUCUUACCAAAUUAAAAACCUCUGGAAUAUAAUCAAGAGGAAGAUGGAUGAUCACAAGCCAACAUACCAAACUGAACUGCUUGAAUUAUUUUAGCAGGAGUAAAGCAGCAUAAAGUUAUCCAAAAGCAGUGUGUAAGACUGGUGGAGGAGAACAUGAUGCCAAAAUGCAUGAAAAAAAACUGUGAUUAAAAACCAUGGUUAUUCCACCAAAUAUUUUUAUUUGGAAUUUGGGAGAAAUGUUGUUUGUAGUUUAUAGAAUAAAACAACAAUGUUCAUUUUACUCAAACAUAAACCUAUAAAUAGCAAAAUCAGAGAAACUGAUUCAGAAACUGAAGUGAUAUCUUCAUUUUUUCCAGAGCUGUAUAUCUAUAUAUAUAUAUAUGUGUGUGUGUGUGUGUGUGUAAAUGAAUGAAUGAAUGAAUAUACGAGUGAAUAAAUGAAUAAAUAUUGACUGUGUGAUUGUGUGUGUGUGUGUGUGUGUGAGUUAAAAGAGGACGCUGUGUGUAAAGAACACUCUGUAGGUUUUGCACCUUACAGAAUAUUUAUAAUGGGAUAAACGGCUUGCUGGAGUUUUUUGUUGAUGUCAGAGGAAGACCCUCGUCUCCUGAGAAGAAGAAAAAAAAUAAUGGGGUCAUUCCAAGAGGCACUGGCUUGUACAUAAGAAGCAUAUAAUUUUGUUUUUUUCAUGUUUAUUUUGUUAUUUCCUCUUCAUGGUAACUGUACUAAUGUUGCCUAAUAGUACUGUGUUCCAGAAAAUGACCUUUUUGUUCUUUUUGGUUGCUUUAAAAAGAAAUUUUGUCAUAAAUGUCAAACUGCUGUUUCAUGUAUUACAUGCCAAAAUGUACUCUCAUCCAACAUUACGUACGUACGGACAUGGUAAUAGUGUAGGUUGCAUUGUGUAUACUUCCGUAAAUUUCAAUAUAAAGCUACAAACACAAAUACAAA